AUAUCUGGAGACCGUUUGCUGGCAUGGAUAUCGACGUUGUUGAACAGAAUAAUGAAUUGGUGGUGAAUGAAGACGAAUUGAAAUCGAGUAAAGAACAGAUCCUGCCGCAUCGAAAAAGAAAAUAUAACGAAGCUGAAUGGAACAAUUGCGAGUCUGAUCUUCUGCAAGCACAGCAAAAUAAUAUUACGCAAAAUGCACAGCAGUACGACCUGCCGCAACCGGUUGCCAAAAUUGAACAGAAACAUCGUUUGGCACAACAAGUGAUGAAGCAAAGAAAGAAGAAAGAGGUCAAACAUCCCAUCAAUUCCAGACGAUCACUUAGACUGAAGUGUAAAAAGGUGCGAGGUGAUCUUCCCGUCAAGAAAGGCAAUUCGUUGCCUAGACGCUCGAAGAGAAACGCUCGAAACGCUACAAGUGCAAGGGCUGUUGAAAGUAACAUGGUUCAUCAGUGCAACGUGUGCAACAAGACUUAUCGCAAAAGCGGCUUUUUAAGUCUACAUUAUCGUAGGUGUCAUCCACAAAUCAUUUCAACGAAGACACCAGAAGUCGCGCGAAAAGGAGAUAAGAAAUAAAUUGGACAAGAUUUACCAACGCACUCCAAGAGUGCGUUGGAUUUAGGGAAUGCAGAACCGGUACCAGAACCGGUUACCUGAGAACCGUAACAAGGUUCUUUUUAGUCUGUAACCGGUUCCUACAAAAAAAAGUGAAAAAAAGCUCUUGUAACACCUAGGAAAUUGUUACCACAUACUCAAAAAAAAGAAAAAAAAAACAGCAAUUUGGAAAACAAGCUAUUGGAUUCUAGAGUCGAUCGCGACAAAAUGUUAAAUAA
This is a messenger RNA of Bradysia coprophila, 829 nucleotides long. RefSeq lists its product as uncharacterized. Lineage: Eukaryota; Metazoa; Arthropoda; Insecta; Diptera; Sciaridae. The record is from RefSeq and is a predicted model, not a curated record.